Cynocephalus volans (Philippine flying lemur) is the source of this 2223-nucleotide messenger RNA. It is a transcript of the gene MELTF, whose product is annotated as melanotransferrin. The record is from RefSeq and is a predicted model, not a curated record. Gene Ontology annotation, biological process: iron ion transport. NCBI's taxonomy places the organism in Eukaryota, Metazoa, Chordata, Mammalia, Dermoptera, Cynocephalidae. Gene Ontology annotation, cellular component: recycling endosome; extracellular region; early endosome. The transcript has 16 exons. The coding region runs from base 1 to 2223 and encodes 740 amino acids.
AUGAGGGUCCCAAGCGUGGCUCUGUGGCUCUUCCUGGCUCUGCGUACCGCACUCAGUGGGAUGGAAGUGCGAUGGUGUACCACCUCAGAUCUGGAGCAGCAGAAAUGCAGUGACAUGAGCAAGGCCUUCCAGGAAGCAGGCAUCCAGCCCUCCCUCCUCUGCAUCCAGGGCACUUCGGCUGACCACUGCGUCCAGCUCAUCAUAGCACAGGAGGCUGAUGCUAUCACGCUGGAUGGAGGAGCCAUCUAUGAGGCAGGGAAGGAGCAUGGCCUGAAGCCUGUGGUGGGCGAAGUGUAUGAUCAAGAGGUUGGCACCUCCUAUUACGCUGUGGCUGUGGUCAAGAGGAGCUCCAACGUGACCAUCAACACGCUGAAAGGAGUGAAGUCCUGCCAUACGGGCAUCAACCGGACAGUGGGCUGGAAUGUGCCCGUGGGCUACCUGGUGGAGAGCGGCCACCUCUCGGUGAUGGGCUGCGAUGUGCUCAAAGCCGUCAGUGACUAUUUUGGGGGCAGCUGUGUCCCCGGGGCAGGAGAGACCAGUUACUCAGAGUCCCUCUGCCGCCUCUGCCGGGGCGACACCUCUGGGGAGGGGGUGUGUGACAAGAGCCCCCUGGAGAGAUACUACGAUUACAGCGGGGCCUUCCGGUGUCUGGCAGAAGGGGCAGGGGAUGUGGCCUUUGUGAAGCACAGCACGGUGCUGGAGAACACGGAUGGGAAAACCCUGCCCUCCUGGGGCCAGGUGUUGAGGUCACAGGACUUCGAGCUGCUGUGCCGGGAUGGCAGCCGGGCCGACGUCACUGGGUGGAGGCAAUGCCACCUCGCCCGGGUGCCUGCUCAUGCUGUGGUGGUCCGGGCUGACAUGGAUGGGGGCCUCAUUUUCCGGCUGCUCAAUGAAGGUCAGCUGCUGUUCAGCCAUGAGGGUAGCAGCUUCCAGAUGUUCAGCUCUGAGGCCUAUGGCCAGAAGAACCUGCUGUUCAAAGACUCUACCUUGGAGCUUGUGCCCAUCGCCACACAGACCUACGAGGCAUGGCUGGGCCCAGAGUACCUGCAUGCCAUGAAGGGUCUGUUCUGUGACCCCAGCCGGCUGCCCCCCUACCUGCACUGGUGUGUGCUGUCCACUCCUGAGAUCCAGAAGUGUGGAGACAUGGCUGUGGCCUUUAGCCGGCAGAGGCUCAAGCCAGAGAUCCAGUGUGUGUCAGCUGAGUCCCCCCAGCACUGCAUGGAGCAGAUCCAGGCUGGGCAUAUCGACGCUGUGACCCUAGAUGGUGAGAACAUUUACACGGCAGGGAAGAUGUAUGGCCUGGUUCCAGCAGCCGGGGAGCGCUACACCUCAGAGGACAGGAGCAACUCCUACUUCGUGGUGGCUGUGGUGAAGCGGGACAGCGCCUACGCCUUCACCAUGGAUGAGCUGCGCGGCAAGCGCUCCUGCCACUCGGGCUUCGGCAGCCCUGCGGGCUGGGACAUCCCCGUAGGUGCCCUCAUCCAGAGGGGCUUCAUCCGGCCCAAGGACUGUGACGUCCUCACAGCGGUGAGCCAGUUCUUCAACGCCAGCUGCGUGCCCGUGAACAACCCCAAGAACUACCCGGCCUCGCUGUGCGCACUGUGCGUGGGGGACGAGCAGGGACGCAACAAGUGCGUGGGCAACAGCCAGGAGAGGUACUACGGCUACAGCGGCGCCUUCAGGUGCCUGGUGGAGAACGCGGGGGACGUGGCCUUUGUCAAGCACACGACUGUCUUCGACAACACAAAUGGCCACAAUUCUGAGCCCUGGGCUGCUGAGCUCAGGUCAGAGGACUAUGAACUGCUGUGCCCCAAUGGGGCACGGGCCGAGGUGUUCCAGUUCUCAGCCUGCAACCUGGCACAGAUACCAUCCCAUGCCGUCAUGGUCCGGCCGGACACCAACAUCUUCACCGUGUAUGGACUGCUGGACAAGGCGCAGGACCUGUUUGGAGACGACCACAAUACAAAUGGCUUCAAAAUGUUUGAUUCCUCCAAUUAUCAUGGCCAAGACCUGCUUUUCAAGGAUGCCACAAUCCAGGUGGUGCCUGUGGGGGAGAAAACCACGUACCGUGACUGGCUGGGACUGGACUACGUGGCAGCUCUGGAAGGGACGCUGUCCCAGCAGUGCUCGGGCACAGCCGCCGCCGCCGCCGCCGGCGUGCCCCUGCUCCUGGUGCUGCUCCCGCUGCCCCUGGCCGCCGGCCUCCCGCCGCGCUCCCUCUGA